CCGUAGUGGCUUUCCACCAACGCCAGCCACACAAAGUAUGAAGGUAUUUUAAUCCUGUUUUUAUUUUUCAGAAGGCAAUUCGUUCUUGCACACCCAUUAUGGCAAAUGCUUCUAAUGUUAAAGUCUCCUAUAUGUGUGUAUUUAAUACGACCUCCGACGUCUUUAGUUGCACAAGAGUUUGGUUUUAUUUACCUGUAUAUCUAUAUUUGGAAUGUCGAGAAUUUUCGUUAUGAAUAUUUCAACUUAAGAUACCAAAAAGAAGCGAAUCAUAUUGUACUUGGUAGUUUAAUGCGAUUGUGAUGGAAAAAAACGUAUGCUUGCGUUCAAUCGUAUGCUGUUCUUGCGGUGGAAAUGUAAACCAAACCGACGAUCAUAAAGUGACUUUAAAUGAACAAUUACCUUUGACAGAACAACCGAAAGAUCGUAGAUCAAACGGAAAAGGAAAACCUACAGAUAGUUUACUAGAUUCUCAGCCAACACCUAAAGAACAUCGGGCACCACAGGAUGCAAAUCGGAAGGAAGAUUCCAGACAAAACUCUGUGACCAACAAUAUUACUGUACUGAUUACACACCAGCAUACUGCACCUGCAACAACCGGAUCAAUCAGUGAUGAACCCGAAAGAACGCAACACAGUGACAAACAAAGCGACGGAAAAUUAAAUGAGUUUGAACCGAUCGUAACAAACCCACAUGGUGAUGUUCAAGAAGACACCGAACGAGUGUCCCAAGCGGUUCAAGAAAGCGACACUAGUCAAGAAGACGAUGAAAAACCAGUCAUUACAGCACCAGAGGAUGAUGGUGAUGUGGAAAUCCCCGUUACCGUGCAAGGACAUGUGACAGCAAAUAUUGACGGAACCGACGACAACUUUGGCAAACAUGACCCACAACAAACCGGUAAUGCUAUUGGCGAAGACGAUGCAGCAUUUUCUAUACUCCCCUCUCAUUGUUCUUCAAGAGAAAACUCCCCGGGUCCAACGCCUAGAGGUCGCAACGUAUUUUCUUCCAUUGCCCAUUUCUUGCGAAAUCUUUUUAGUAGAGGCAGUUAGUUCUUUCGAAAAGGAAACGAGAGUCCUGAGAGUGAACGAAUUCCUACGAAACCACAAAAACUACCGCUGUAAUUGUAUCUUUAUUCGUACAAAAUUGGUUAAUGAAAUCCUACCAUACCUAAAUGCUGCGGUCCCUGCAAAAAUGCAACUAUCUUUUAAAAACAAAAUUAUAGCUGUAGAAAAAGUUGUGACUGACCUAAUAUUUUUGUUAACGAUGUGCGCGUCAUCAUAUGCGCAUCAUCAUGCUUGUAUGUGCUUGGUGUCAAUCUUAACACAAUCUAAACCUUGUGUGCAACUGACUGCUAUACGACAUAAGCUUAUAAUUAAAUAGACAUCUCACUGUACGCUA
Molecule: messenger RNA, 1395 nt
Organism: Ciona intestinalis (vase tunicate)
Lineage: Eukaryota; Metazoa; Chordata; Ascidiacea; Phlebobranchia; Cionidae
Source: RefSeq, a predicted model, not a curated record